AUGACGGUGAUGUCUGGGGAGAACGUGGACGAGGCCUCGGCCGCCCCCGGCCACCCGCAGGAUGGCAGCUACCCCCGGCCGGCCGAGCACGACCAGCACGAGUGCUGCGAGCGCGUGGUGAUCAACAUCUCCGGGCUGCGCUUCGAGACGCAGCUCAAGACCCUGGCGCAGUUCCCCGACACGCUGCUGGGCAACCCCAAGAAGCGCAUGCGCUACUUCGACCCCCUGCGGAACGAGUACUUCUUCGACCGCAACCGGCCCAGCUUCGACGCCAUCCUCUACUACUACCAGUCGGGAGGCCGCCUGCGCAGGCCGGUCAACGUGCCCCUGGACAUGUUCUCCGAGGAGAUCAAGUUUUACGAAUUGGGCGAGGAGGCCAUGGAGAAGUUCCGCGAGGACGAGGGCUUCAUCAAGGAGGAGGAGCGCCCCCUGCCGGACAAGGACUACCAGCGCCAGGUGUGGCUGCUCUUCGAGUACCCCGAGAGCUCGGGGCCCGCCCGGGUCAUCGCCAUCGUCUCCGUCAUGGUCAUCCUCAUCUCCAUCGUCAUCUUUUGCCUGGAGACUCUCCCCGAGCUGAAGGAUGAUAAGGACUUCACGGGCGCCGUCCGCCGCGUGGACAACAGCACGGUCCCCUCCAGCGCCAACAUCUUCACCGACCCCUUCUUCAUCGUGGAAACCCUGUGCAUCAUCUGGUUCUCCUUCGAGCUGGUGGUGCGCUUCUUCGCCUGUCCCAGCAAGACGGACUUCUUCAAGAACAUCAUGAACUUCAUCGACAUCGUGGCCAUCAUCCCCUAUUUCAUCACCCUGGGGACCGAGGUGGCUGAGCAGGAGGGAAACCAGAAGGGCGAGCAGGCCACUUCGCUGGCCAUCCUCAGGGUCAUCCGGUUGGUGAGGGUGUUUAGAAUCUUCAAACUGUCCCGCCACUCCAAGGGCCUGCAGAUCCUGGGCCAGACCCUCAAGGCCAGUAUGAGAGAGCUAGGGCUGCUCAUCUUCUUCCUCUUCAUCGGGGUCAUACUGUUUUCUAGCGCAGUGUACUUUGCCGAGGCUGAGGAAGCUGAGUCGCACUUCUCCAGUAUCCCCGAUGCUUUCUGGUGGGCGGUGGUGUCCAUGACCACCGUAGGAUACGGUGACAUGUACCCUGUGACAAUUGGAGGCAAGAUCGUGGGCUCCUUGUGUGCCAUCGCUGGUGUGCUGACAAUUGCCCUGCCCGUACCUGUCAUUGUGUCCAAUUUCAACUAUUUCUACCACCGAGAAACUGAGGGGGAAGAGCAGGCUCAGCUGCUCCACGUUAGUUCCCCUAAUUUAGCCUCUGACAGUGACCUCAGUCGCCGCAGUUCCUCUGCUAUGAGCAAGUCUGAGUACAUGGAGAUCGAAGAGGACAUGAAUAAUAGCAUAGCCCAUUAUAGGCAGACCAAUAUCAGAACUGGCAACUGCACCACAGCUAACCAAAACUGCGUUAAUAAGAGCAAGCUACUGACCGAUGUUUAA
This is a messenger RNA of Cynocephalus volans (Philippine flying lemur), 1488 nucleotides long. It is a transcript of the gene KCNA1, whose product is annotated as potassium voltage-gated channel subfamily A member 1. Gene Ontology annotation, molecular function: delayed rectifier potassium channel activity; protein binding. Gene Ontology annotation, biological process: potassium ion transmembrane transport; protein homooligomerization. The record is from RefSeq and is a predicted model, not a curated record. Gene Ontology annotation, cellular component: voltage-gated potassium channel complex; paranode region of axon; synapse. Lineage: Eukaryota; Metazoa; Chordata; Mammalia; Dermoptera; Cynocephalidae. The transcript has a single exon. The coding region runs from base 1 to 1488 and encodes 495 amino acids.